AUGGAGACACAGCAGCCGCGGAAACGACGCAGGGCGAAGGGGUCAGAGGAGCAGGACAACCAGCAGGAGAACUUCCUCUUCGUUGAUUCCUCAGAUCAGCAGGGUACUUCAAAGCCUGACCGAGCCUCGCGCUCGUUUGUGAUGCAGCAGGCCCGAAAACAGAAGACAUGGUCGACGAAGAAAUUCCCAGCGAAUUCUGCUGCAAAACGAACCAGUAAAGCCCCAUCCCAAGACGAUGGCCCCGAUGGAACGGGCUCGCUCUCCUGGGUACAUUACGCUCCGAAGAAUGAGAGUUCACAUAAAGGGGAAAAGAUUGUCCCUUACCGUUUCGGCGGCUCCCAGUCGGAGCAACCAGCCGUGUGUCGUCUACCCUUCUGCAACGGGGACUUCUGCAGCCAAUCUCAUCAUUCCCCUCCUCGCGCAGAUGUGCUUAACCUGUCGCCAAGAGGCCGCGGUCGUCUCGAGAUUGCCCCAAUUGGUGUGUUUGAUCCGUUUAAUACGCUUCCGGUGCGGGCCGAUCCUCGUUCAUUUGCUUUGAUAAAUCACUACUGUAGAAAUUUAGUGCCGCUUAUGAUACCGCUGGAUAUACGGCGUCAAUCGCAAAUAGGGCGGGAUGAAUACCUCGCGUCUGCUGUGCGAGAUGAAGCCAGAGGUGCCUUUACACACACAAUAAUGUGCGCUGCAGCACUCCAUCGGUUUGCAAUGGGCGCAGGACCUCUUAAUGAUGUACUCUAUCACAAAGCGGAGAGCAUCUCGAAAAUAAAUGCCAACCUCAGCGACCCAGGGUUUCGCGUCCACGAUAAUAACAUUGCGGCUGUGUUCAACCUACUGAACAUCGAGGAAAGCCUUCUUGGCAUAGUCUCAGCGGGCGGAGGACGGCCAGGGCUAGCCUUCGACCCCCAGCAGAAAUUGAUGCACCUAAACGGAUUAAGGGCCAUGCUCCAGCAGCGGGGCGGGCUGGCAGGCCUGAGUUCCAGCCGGUGCCUGCAGGCUUUCAUCUUGUGGCAUAGCAUCGCGCACUCAAUCGCGUCUUUCGAACAGCCCUAUGCUGCUCUCAUCGACACUGAGGGACGCGCAUACACGUACACUAUUCCUGAAUCUCCCAAAUAUCCUUCUCGCUCUUCUCCAGUACAAGUCCUAAGGCUUCUGAGAGACCUAAAGAUAGAUGUCAACUUGCGAGAUAUUGCGGCGGAUGUAUCCUUACUCUCCUCCGAUAUGACCUCCUGGCUGGACGACCCCAAAUGCCCUCUCGACCCCGUCGAGCUCCAGAAACAUGGAUUCCUCCUCCUACAGCGCUGCCUCGCCUUCCUAGACGAGUCAAUCGCACCAAAGUCUCCGCUAGAGCAGUCUGUCUGUCUAGCGAUUAUGAUCUUUGUAAUCCGCAUCACGCAACCUACAGACGUCAACUUCAAGACCAUGAUCUCAGCUAGCCUUCCCCGACUCCGAGAAGCGCUCAAGAAGACAAGCAUCUUCAAGUGGUCCGACUCCCCGGACAUCCUUCUCUGGGUGCUAACGCUAGGAACGCUGGCAGCUCAAGGAUCCCCACACAUGGGCUUCUUUACCCAGUACUCCACCGUCGCUUUCGCGGAUGCUGGCAUUGAUAACAACACCUCGUGCGACGAGCUAUUGGCGCGGAUGAAGAUGUGUCUAUGGCAGAGCUCGCUUAUGGAUAACGCCGUGAAGAAGCUAUGGGUAAAGAUUGGGAUUGCGAAGGGUGAUGACGAGUGGCUCGUCGUGGACGAUGAGCCGGACACGGAGACAGUUAGCCACAUGAGCAGUCCAGAUGGCCAAAGCGAGACCACCGUGGCUUCUCUAACAUCUACGCGCUUCUUUUCAUGAGACCUAGCGAAGAGCAGGCCUCAUAAGUAAGGCAAGAAACACGCUUCCACCCAACUCGGAAAGUAUCUGUACAUACAUCCAUCCCUUCAUCAUGUCUACUCGUUACAAUGUUGCACUCC
Mytilinidion resinicola is the source of this 1958-nucleotide messenger RNA. RefSeq lists its product as uncharacterized. The transcript is spliced from 3 exons. The coding region runs from base 1 to 1839 and encodes 612 amino acids. The record is from RefSeq and is a predicted model, not a curated record. NCBI's taxonomy places the organism in Eukaryota, Fungi, Ascomycota, Dothideomycetes, Mytilinidiales, Mytilinidiaceae.